UCCAUUCUAUAUAAAAGCAGAAGCCAUUUCCCAGACUUAACACUCACAAAAGCAAUUUCCCUUCUCCUUCAAAAUCCUCCAAACCCCAUCAAAAUACAAGAAAAAAACACUUCCAACUCUUCAACAUGUUCAACCAGUCACUUCUUUCGAUUUUGGUCACAUUGCUAAUUGCCUCAGUGGUCAAGGCAACAGUUGACCUAGUCCAAGCCAGUGGCCAUGAGCCAAUCCUUGAGAUGUACAUGCAUGACAUCUUGGGAGGCAGCAGCCCCACAGCUAGGCCCAUCACCGGUCUACUUGGCAACAUCUACGGCGGCCAAGUGCCCUUUGCCAGGCCCAUAGGCUUCCUGCCACCACAAGGCGGGGUAGCCAUUCCCAAUGCUAAUGGAGCCAUUCCAACCGUCAACGGCGUUAAUGGGAUUCCACUUGGCACCGGCUUAGCUGGUAUAACAUUCUCUGGAAAACAAAGUGGUCAGGUUCCUCAGACUCCAUUAAGUGCAGACGGUUUGAGCCUGGGAUUUGGAACCAUCACUGUCAUCGAUGAUAUUCUGACGACAUCACCUGAGAUGGGCUCGCAGACAAUUGGAAAGGCUCAGGGAGUCUACGUGGCCAGCUCGGCUGACGGGUCGACGCAAAUGAUGGCGUUCACAGCUAUGAUUGAAGGAGGUGAGUAUGGGGACACCUUGAACUUCUAUGGGAUAUUCAAAAUUGGGAGCUCCAUGUCACACUUGUCUGUGACUGGAGGGACUGGCAAGUUCAGGAGUGCAAGUGGGUUUGCUGAGGUCAGGUCCCUCAUACCUCCUGGCCAACACGUCACUGAUGGGGUUGAGACUUUGCUCAGGAUCGUCGUCCAUCUGAGUUACUGAGAAUUCGAUGUUGUGGAGAUUUACUUCAAAGUUUGAUUUGAUUUGAUUUUACUGUUAGUUAAUGCUCAAGUUUUUCAAAUUUGAAUUUGUAUUUCAAUUCUA
Molecule: messenger RNA, 965 nt
Organism: Malus domestica (apple)
Lineage: Eukaryota; Viridiplantae; Streptophyta; Magnoliopsida; Rosales; Rosaceae
Product: dirigent protein 18-like
Source: RefSeq, a predicted model, not a curated record